AAUAUGUUGAGGCAAUUCACAAGACAAAAAGAGCUUUGUCGGGCAGGUGUCACAAGAUUUGCUACUGCUUUUCUUACUCUUGAAAGGAUGCACCUACAGAAGCAAAAUUUAAGAAAAAUGUUCAUUUCAAAGGAUUGGAUAGAGAGUAAAUGGGCAAAAGAAGCGGCGGGGAAAAAGGUAGCUAAAAUCAUCAUGACACUUAGAUUUUGGAGCAAUAUUGUGCAUAUUUUAAAGAUAUAUGGCCCUUUAGUCCGUGUUCUGAGACUGGUUGAUGGCGAAAGAAAACCUGCAAUGGGUUAUAUUUAUGAGGCUAUGGAUAGGGCAAAAGAAACAAUUAUGAAGGCCUUCAAGGAGAAAGAAGAAAAAUACAAAGAAGUGUUUGAGAUCAUUGAUGCGAGAUGGGAAUGUCAACUUCAUCGGCCUCUGCAUGCUGCAGGACAUUAUUUGAAUCCAGAAUAUUUUUAUUCAUACACAGAUUCAAAUAUCUGUGGAGAAGUGGUGAAUGGUUUGUUUGAAAUUAUGGAGAGAUUGGUUUCAAACGCUGCCGAGCAAGAUAAAAUCACUGCCCAGCUCUCUAUAUAUCGAAAGGCAGAAGGGCUAUUUGGGAGGAAUGUGACAAUUAGACAUAGAAGAACAUUAUCUCCAGCAGAAUGGUGGGAAUGCUACAGAGCAAAUACCCCAGAAUUGCAAAAGUUUGCUAUUAAAGUGCUUAGCCUCACUUGUAGUGCUUCUGGUUGUGAGCGCAAUUGGAGUGUAUUUGAGCAGGUAUGUAAUAAAUAUAAAUGUUUGAUACUAUUAGUAUGCUACUUUUAUAAGUAGAAAAUAUUCUUUGAUAUUUUAUUAUACUUAUUGUGAUUUUUGAUAUUUUGUAGAU
Messenger RNA from Zingiber officinale, 874 nucleotides. RefSeq lists its product as uncharacterized. The record is from RefSeq and is a predicted model, not a curated record. The transcript has a single exon. Gene Ontology annotation, molecular function: protein dimerization activity. Bases 4 to 819 code for a protein of 271 amino acids. Lineage: Eukaryota; Viridiplantae; Streptophyta; Magnoliopsida; Zingiberales; Zingiberaceae.